Messenger RNA from Entamoeba nuttalli P19, 996 nucleotides. RefSeq lists its product as hypothetical. Bases 1 to 996 code for a protein of 331 amino acids. The record is from RefSeq and is a predicted model, not a curated record. The transcript has a single exon. Lineage: Eukaryota; Evosea; Mastigamoebida; Endamoebidae.
AUGACGGAAACAAAAGAAAUUAAACAAGACAUUAACAGUUAUGAAAAAUUACUCCUUUUGGAUACAGAAAACUUAGCUUCUUUUCAAAGUGAUGACCAAAAAGAAAAUAUUAUGUUUACUGAGAAUCCUAGUAAUGAAAUAAUAAUUCUGAAGAAUAGAAUCAAUGAGUUGUUAUUUCAGAAUGAAGAGCUUCUUAUCAAACUUAGAGCUAUGGAACAUUUAUUUAAUGAAAAAAGACAAUCCCAGAAUUCUAGUUUUAUUCAAGUCAUUAGAAAAAGAUUACUUGAAAAAUGUAAAGAAAGUCAUGAUCUUGAAGUUGAAAAAAAUCAUGUGAUUGGAGAGUAUGAAAAGAUUAGUGAUGCUUAUGUUGUAUUAAUGAAACAAGAACAAGAAAACUCUCAAAAGAUUAAGUUUUUUCAAGAAGAAACAAAACGUCUAAACGAAGAGUUAAUUAGUAUGUCUGAUGAAAAAAGUCAAUUUGAAACAGCAAUAAGCCUAAAAGACCAAGAAAUAUUAAGACUAACAAAAUUAAUAAAUUUAGACCAGAGUAAAUUAUUUUUGAUCAAUCAAUUAAAAGAAAAAGACAAAAUUAUUGAAGAAUAUCAACAGAGAGAAAAAGCAAGUAUUACAAAAGAUAACUUAAAAAAGAAAAACAUAUUAGAACAACAAUAUGACUCAUUUUAUAAAAUCACGUGUUAUUUAAAAUCACUUCAUAUCAUAGAACGAAUUAAUAGAACUAUUUCUACACCAAAUCAAAUUUUUGUUCAUCAAAGAUUGAAAAAAAACAAUGAAAUAGAACUUAUUAUUUUUUGUUCUAAUCCACAAGUAAAGUUUGUUCUUAUUCAUGAAGUUAAUAAUUUAAUUAACAACCAAUUCAUUUCUGGUGCAAUGUUAGUAGAUGGGAUUUGCUCUAUUUAUUGUUCAAAGGGAAUAUAUCAUAUUUGUGGAUAUUGUGAUUCUCUUCACAAUAUUAUUUGUAAAGAAAUAACUUUAUAA